Molecule: messenger RNA, 3325 nt
Organism: Phacochoerus africanus (Common warthog)
Lineage: Eukaryota; Metazoa; Chordata; Mammalia; Artiodactyla; Suidae
Gene: RCC1
Product: regulator of chromosome condensation 1
Exons: 11
Coding region: 166-1539 (457 amino acids)
Cellular component (GO): cytoplasm
Molecular function (GO): guanyl-nucleotide exchange factor activity
Source: RefSeq, a predicted model, not a curated record
GCAGCCCCGCGCGCCUCCCUGGCCAGGGCGGCUGUCCCGGCUGGGGCUGCGUUUCCGGAGCGGGAAAGUGAUUUCGUCCAGCGUUGGUUUGAAGAAUGCGAUUUGCGGAGUGGCGGAGGUAUCCUGCCCCGCGUCGGUCUGCUUUAGGAACUCGAGGACAGGAAGAUGCCACCUAAGCGUAUUGCUAAGAGAAGGUCACCCCCAGAAGAUGCCCUCCCCAAAAGCAAGAAGGUGAAGGACCCUUGUAACCAGGCAGUGAGGGCCGUUGCCUCCCGCCGCGUUCCAGGUGCCCGCUCCUGCCAAGGUGCCUGUGGGCAGAGCCCUCCUGAACAGAAAGCCCGACCAGUCUCACAUAGGUCCCACAGCACAGAGCCAGGUUUGGUGCUGACACUGGGCCAGGGCGACGUGGGCCAGCUGGGGCUGGGCGAGAAUGUGAUGGAGAGGAAGAAGCCAGCCCUGGUACCCAUUCCAGAGGACAUCGUGCAGGCUGAGGCUGGGGGCAUGCACACUGUGUGUCUCAGCAAAAGUGGCCAGGUCUACUCCUUCGGCUGCAAUGAUGAGGGUGCUUUGGGAAGGGACACAUCAGUGGAGGGCUCAGAGAUGGUCCCCGGGAAAGUGGAACUGCAAGAGAAGGUGGUACAGGUGUCAGCAGGAGACAGCCACACAGCGGCCCUCACUGAGGAUGGCCGUGUCUUCCUCUGGGGCUCCUUCCGGGACAAUAAUGGUGUGAUCGGGCUCUUGGAGCCCAUGAAAAAGAGUAUGGUGCCUGUGCAAGUGCAGCUGAGUGUGCCUGUGGUGAAGGUGGCCUCAGGAAAUGACCAUUUGGUGAUGCUGACAGCUGAUGGCGAACUCUAUACUUUGGGCAGUGGGGAGCAGGGCCAACUGGGACGUGUGCCUGAAUUAUUUGCCAAUCGUGGUGGCCGGCAGGGCCUCGAACGACUCUUGGUCCCCAAAUGCGUGAUGCUGAAAUCCAGAGGGAGCCGGGGGCAUGUCCGAUUCCAGGAUGCCUUCUGUGGCGCCUACUUCACCUUUGCCAUCUCCUCUGAGGGCCAUGUAUAUGGCUUUGGCCUCUCCAACUACCAUCAGCUUGGAACCCCAGGCACAGAAUCUUGCUUUGUACCUCAGAACCUGACCUCCUUCAAGAACUCCACCAAGUCCUGGGUUCGCUUCUCUGGUGGCCAACACCAUACAGUCUGCAUGGAUUCGGAAGGAAGAGCCUACAGCCUGGGCCGGGCUGAAUAUGGGCGGCUCGGCCUUGGGGAAGGUGCCGAGGAGAAGAGCGUACCCACCCUCAUCUCCAGGCUGCCUGCCGUCUCCUCAGUGGCUUGUGGGGCCUCUGUGGGGUAUGCUGUGACCAAGGAUGGUCGUGUCUUUGCCUGGGGCAUGGGAACCAACUACCAGCUGGGCACGGGACAGGAAGAGGAUGCCUGGAGCCCUGUGGAGAUGACAGGCAAACAGCUCGAGAACCGCAUGGUCUUAUCUGUGUCCAGCGGGGGCCAACACACAGUCCUACUAGUCAAGGACAAGGAACAGAGCUGAUGAAGCCUCUGAGGGCCUGUUCCUGGCCCCCCCACCUCUCUUCUGGAACAGGGAAGCCAUGACUACAUAUUCCUGCAGGCCUCUCCCAGCCCCAAAUACUCUGUCAUCUCCCGCCUUUUCCCCAUCAGCAGAACAGAAUCCUUCACCUCUUUUUUCCCCUCUUUUCCGGAAUUAUCCUGGGACCUACAGGAUGAGGGUGGGAUAGAUGGAAGAGGGAAGGGGGUUUUAUUAGAAGGAACAUUGCUCACCCCACAGCUAUGUGGUUGGACCUUUCUCCCUCAUCCCUACCUCUCAUGGUCCUGGCUGACCCUGGUUUUGCCUGUCAGAAACCAAAACUUGCUUCCCUGGGUAUUUGGUGCCCAAACUCUGAGAAGUCAGGGCUCCAUCAGGCCCUACUCUAGUCACGUGCCGUUCUUCCUGUCCACUAGACAGGUGGUAGCGAGGUCAGACCCAGCUGUCAUGGACCUGUGCCUGGGGCAAACUGGAGAAGGAGCCAGGCUACCCAUUCAUGGGCAACCCCAAGCCAGAUAUUUGGCCCUGAACAGGUGCCCAUGAGGCAAAAACAAAAAACAGUGAUCCUCCACUUGAUCAAGAAAAACGCCAAUCAGCCUUUCUCCCAGAAGCACAACGAAUUCUGCCCUUCAGGCUUUGUCUGCAGAGUCUCACCCACCCAACCUGCCUCACUUGCAGCCAAAGGCCUGAAAUCGAAAGGAAGCUAUGCCUGCAGGGCGGGACCUGGGGAGAGAAGGGAAGGAGGGCUUUAUAAACAAACUUAUAGCAAUGUUGAGAGAGAAGGGAGGGAGGGGAAGAGGGUUGGAGGAGCAGAAGCUGGUCCCCAAAAAAGGAAGCAGCAGCUUGUACAGUGGCUUAAAAAAUAGAAGGGUUUUGAUUUUUUUUUUUUUUAAUGUAAAGUAUUUUGGAGGGGAGAGUGAAAUCUUUUAACACUUUGAAUAAAUUUAGAGUUUUAUAAAACAGGCCACUUGUUUUCUACGCACUCCCUGCUUUUUUAAGGGAGCACCUGCUGUGUUGGGAAGGGCAGAAUAAACCCAUGCCUGUGGACCUGGCAAAGACUAGGACUUCAAGACUAGGAUAUGCAGAAGUCCUCGUGUGUGCCAGUCAGCUGUUCUGUUCUUUUUUUAAAAAAAAUAUGGAAUAGUGGCUGUUAGAGACAAAUCAAAAAAAUUGAAAAGAAUUGAUUUUUGUUAGGUAUUUUUGUUUCAGGAAUCACUGGAUUUUAAAAAAAAACUAUAUAAUAUGAGAGGCAUGGGAUGGAUCUUUUAGUAUCCUAAUCCCAAACCAAGAUUUUUGAGUGCAGUACUUCUCUAGAAAUGCUUAUACUAAGCUGGAUGAUGUGUCACUUCCACACCUGGUAUAACUGAUUAGAGAUGAUUAACUGCACAGUAUCUCUUAAGAUAACUUAUGCUUAAUGAUGUAGAUUUUCACAGGCAUUUGAGCAACCAAAUCUUACAGAGCUUGACCUGUCCAGUAUGGUGGGCACUAGCUACAUGUGGCUACUCACAUUUAGUUUAAAUUUGUAAAAAUAAAAUGAACUUCUUCGAUUGCACUAGCCACGUUUCAAGUCCUCAGUAGUCAAAUGUGGCUAGUACCUAUAGUAUUGGGCUAUGCAAAUACAGAAAUAUAUAGAACAUUUCUAUAAUUGUAGAAAGUUAAGUGGACAGUGCUGAUAUAGUGGGUCUGUAAAUGUAUAGCAGGAAAGUUUUAUUAGUGCCAGGAAGAUUCUUGGAUGUCAGUGACUCUUGGAAAAAUGAAUUAUGCUGUAAAAUGA